Molecule: messenger RNA, 1320 nt
Organism: Artibeus jamaicensis (Jamaican fruit-eating bat)
Lineage: Eukaryota; Metazoa; Chordata; Mammalia; Chiroptera; Phyllostomidae
Product: RAB7A-interacting MON1-CCZ1 complex subunit 1-like
Biological process (GO): mitophagy
Source: RefSeq, a predicted model, not a curated record
UUGUGGCCAUGGCUGCCAAAGGCUCCAGUGUGGUGAGGCGAGUGGAGCAGCUCGGAGACCUGGCUCAGGCCCACAUACAGCAGCUCAGCGAGGCGGCCGGCGAAGAUGAUCACUUUUUAAUUCGGGCCUCUGCAGCUCUAGAAAAAUUGAAACUCUUAUGUGAAGACAAAGACUGUUCAAAUCCAUCAAACCUCCUCAAACUUUACACACAGGCUAUUUUGGACAUGACAUACUUUGAGGAGAACAAGCUAGUAGAUGAAGAUUUCCCUGAAGACUCUUCGCAGAAAGUAAAAAAGCUGAUCACUUUUCUUUCAGAACCAGAAAUUUUAGUUAAAGAAAAUAACAUGAACCCCAAACACAGCGCUCUGCUAGGGGACGAGCUCCUGGAGUGUCUCUCGUGGCGAAGAGGAGCCCUGCUUUACAUGUACUGUCAUUCUCUGACCAAAAGGAGAGAGUGGCUCACCAGAAAGUCGAGCUUGCUUAAAGAGUACCUUGUUGAUGGAAUCAGUUACUUGCUACAGAUGCUAAAUUAUCCGUGUCCUACCCAAUUAAAUGAAGACGUUUCUUUCCAAGACCUAGACACAGCUAAGUUACUGAGUGAAGGCAUAUUCAGCAACAUCCACCUGCUGGCCAUGAUGUACAGUGGAGAGAUGUGUUACUGGGGGCUGAAGCACUGCGGGUCGCAGCCCGGAGACCAGGAGGUGGGCACCAGCGUUUCUGGAGCGAGCCACAUGACACACAAGGAACCCUUGGACUUCCGAGAAGUGGGAGAAAAAAUUUUGAAGAAGUAUGUAUCUGUGUGUGAAGGACCCCUGAAGGAACAAGGAUGGAAUACAACAAAUGCAAAACAAGUUUUAAACUUCUUUCAGCAUCGCUCUAACUAGUAAGUUCACCUGGUCUUUUUCAAACAAAAUCAGAAAGACCCAUGAAAUGGAAACGUUCCAGAAAAGAAGAUGCGUUGACAAUGAACUUAAGAAUGUCACACUACAUACAGAUGUCCAGUGUGCUGACCCUUUUCGAAAUGCUACCACCGUGCUUCCUUAUAUAUUCGUAAAUGUAUGAAGGAACAGUUCUUUCACUUCUAAAAUGGCAUGUGUGUUAUCUUAACUCAGCCUGAACUGCAGAUGUCCUGUAACUAAUACUAAGGAGGAACCCAGUUCACCUUUGCAAAGACUUUUUUCUGUUACUUCAGAUUUUUUUUAUUGUGGUAAAAUACAACAAAAUUGACCAUUUUUACUAUCUUUAGAUUAUUUUUCUAUCUCUGUACCAUGAAGCCUACUAUGCUUCAUAGGGUUAAAAUCAAGUAACCUCAUUGAUUUA